GGUGUCGACGUUACUCACGACGUUAAUAGAUUAGCUAGUAACGUUGGUGUUUGUGAAAUGGUUUGUGAUGGCGGUGCUAAAGGAAGCAACGAGAUGGGCGAGCUCGUUGUGACGUGUCCUCUGACAUCUCUCAUCUUAAUGCGAUGAUUGGGCCUCUUCGCGCUGUGAAUCUGUCCUGCGUUGCCGCGGAGGCAUGCAAUGUCAACACCGGGAAUCUCAUACGCUACUUACGUGUCUUUGACGUUACAGUGGUUCCGCAAUUCGUUUUAUUGCGACCUUCGCCCGAUCGUGAGAACUAUGGCAUCGCACACCGUUGCUCGGAGGGAAUGGGAUCCUGAAGCUGUUCUGUUCAGGAAAAGAGGUGUCAAGAAUGCUCUUGUUGUCCUGAACCAGCCCCUAAGUGUCCAGAAUACUGCGUUCUUAAAGAAAGUCUGGAGUAAAGCGUCAGUGAAAAUUUGUGUUGAUGGAGGAGCCGACCGCUUCCGCACUGCAAUGGCCACUUGCACUGAGGAGCUGACUCCAGACUAUGUCACUGGAGAUUUUGACUCUGUAACAAAGGAGACACUCGAGUACUACAAAUCAAAAGGUAGCAAAGUGAUGCACACGCCAGAUCAAGACCACUCCGAUUUCACCAAAGCACUGGCAAUACUUGGAGAGAACACCUGUUUGAAAGUUCCACCCGUCAAGCUAGACUGGGUGCUGGCCAUCUGUGGAAGUUUUGAUCGGAUGGACCACAUGAUGUCUGCCUUCAACACGCUAUACGAGAGCGACAAGUUGCUGGAUGGGACGCCCGUCUGCCUUCUCUUGGAAAACUCACUCACUUGGCUGCUCGGAAAGGGCCAGCAUCGCAUCCUCACACCACCACACCUGACUGGAUCGUGGUGCGGUCUGAUCCCGCUUGGAGCUCCUUGCACUAGUGUCACCACCACUGGGCUCAAAUGGAACCUAGACCACUCAGAGAUGAGCUUUGGCAAGCUGAUCAGCACAUCCAACGCCUUUGAUGGGUCAGAAGUGGUGACUGUGGAAACCGAUGGGCCUCUCAUCUGGACUAUGGAGUUGCAGAGCCGCUGCAUCACAGACUGAUAUGUCACGUCACAUGCUAGUUGCAUUCUCCUGGAGCUGCUGUGCACUUUGGCACUCUUCUUUUAACAAGUUUUAACUGUAUAUACAACUGUUAGGAAACCACCGGUGUUGGAAAGCAUUUAUAUGUAUGGAUAGUUAUUGGCAAAGGUCAUCUUUUUGUAACUUUGUUUAUAGCCAUGUUACAAAAUAAAAAUAGUGCAGCUUUUCUUUU
Dermacentor andersoni is the source of this 1294-nucleotide messenger RNA. Its product is annotated as thiamine pyrophosphokinase 1. The record is from RefSeq and is a predicted model, not a curated record. Gene Ontology annotation, molecular function: thiamine binding; thiamine diphosphokinase activity; ATP binding. Gene Ontology annotation, biological process: thiamine metabolic process; thiamine diphosphate biosynthetic process. NCBI's taxonomy places the organism in Eukaryota, Metazoa, Arthropoda, Arachnida, Ixodida, Ixodidae.